CGCGUCUGCGCUGAGCGGUGUGUGUGUGUGUGUGUGUUGUUGUUGUUACAUUCGCUGACACUGACACAUCUGUGAGAGAAGAGGACUAAGACUCUCCACACACGGAAGACACAACAUGGCGACAACCAUCAGCACCCAACGGGGACAGGUGUUUAUUGGGGAGCUUCCCCAGGAUUUCCUGCGCAUCACUCCUACCCAGCAGCAGCAGCAGGUCCAGCUGGAUGCCCAGGCAGCCAGACAGUUGCAGUAUGGAGGCUCAAUAGGCACCAUGGGGAGACUCAGCAUCACUGUGGUCCAGGCCAAACUGGCUAAAAACUAUGGUAUGACACGGAUGGAUCCGUACUGCAGGAUCCGACUGGGAUAUGCAGUCUACGAAACACCAACCGCUCACAACGGAGCCAAGAACCCACGCUGGAACAAGGUGAUCCAGUGCACAGUGCCACCUGGGGUGGACUCCUUCUAUCUGGAGAUCUUUGAUGAGAGAGCAUUUUCCAUGGACGACAGGAUAGCGUGGACUCAUGUCACCAUCCCUGAAGGCCUGAGGGAGGGCAACGUGGUGGACGAGUGGUUCAGCCUCAGUGGCAGGCAGGGCGACGACAAGGAGGGCAUGAUCAACCUUGUGAUGUCUUUUGCUUCGUUACCAGCAGGGAUGAUGACUCAGCCUGUUGUCCUGAUGCCCUCUGUGUAUCAGCAGGGAGUGGGAUAUGUGCCCAUCGCAGGAGUGCCUACAGUCUACAACCAGGGUAUGGUGCCCAUGGCAAUGCCAGGGGCCAUGCCAGCUGUUGGGGGCCAGGGGCCUGUUUGCAGUGAGGAGGACCUGAAGGCUCUGCAGGACAUGUUCCCCAACCUGGAUAAGGAGGUGGUUCGCACUGUGCUUGACGCACAGCAGGGAAACAAGGACGCUGCCAUUAACUCCCUGCUGCAGAUGGCUGAGGAGCUCUAACAGUAGAACACAAGCCCGCGACGGACAUCCCACACACGCAUACACGUGUACAUGCAUGCAGCCCUCACACACAAAAUAUACACACACACACACACACACACACCAUAGGCUCACACACACGCCGCAGCCAUAUCUGAAUUCCCUCCAGCUCCACCAGCUGGUCGCCACAGGGAUCUGUUUCUCCCUCUGUUGACUCCUUCUUGGCCUGACUGUACAUGAAGCCUUGGCUGUCUCUGCUAACACAGCACUCUGAGUCACUGGAUCCUCAAACCGUCACAACUGUUUUCACCUUUACUUUGAAGAAGUCUAAUUUGAAGGUGAUAUAGCAGAUUCAGUGUAUUUGGGAAAUUCUUUAGACAGGAUUGUAUCACAGUAGGGACUCAAACUAAGUAUCGAACCGGCAGUAGUGUAAAUUGAUGGGUAUUGUAAAUCCUACCAACCAAAAUCAUUUUGUGUUUGUCAUUUGUUUCAGUGGCACAAUUCCUCACUAUAUCCAUAGUAACCCAGUCUGUACUUGCCUAACUGAUUCCAUAGUUGAUUUGCACAGACUCCAUCUUAUGUUUAUGUUGAUUUUGUUGCUAAUAGUGUGUGGAUGCCUGUAAUAACCUUAAGCAAAAGGCUUCUGUUUCAUAUUUACCUGUAAAGUGUUUGGUGCAUUUAAAAUCUGAUAAAUUAUUAUGAAAGUAUUUAAUUUAAUUCUCCAUGGUGACGAGAGAAUCAAGGAUGAACAGACCUAUGGAAUUUGAGGCAAAGAGGAAAUAACCACUGAACGCCACAUCACCCUGAGUCAUCUUUUAAGGUUCAAUUGUAAAGUUUGGAUGUGACCCAUUUUCUGCCGGAUGUGAAGACUAGAUGUUAAAAACCCACUAUCCUGUGGAGUCACUUUUUUAUAGUAAGUGUAAAGAUGCUGUGUGAGCAUGAGAAGAAUGACAUCACUUUGAAGCUCAGUAGGAUUCAGAGACCUGAACUCUGAUAAUGUAGAGACCUGAAAAGAUUCUAACCAGUAAGGACUAAGAUAAUGUGACCAGACUUCCAUGAAGUGUGUCCUGAAUGUUCAUGGUCCACAGAUGCCGCACCCCACCCUCCUUUAUCAUUCCAGUAGUGCCACCCUAAUGUUAAAGCUUGUACGACUUAGGAACAACAGCAGUUUGUAACACCUCAUGCUUCAAAUGCUUAGUUUCAUCACAGUAUUUGUAUCUGUUCUUAAAGCUUUCUAUUCACACUUGUGGGUUUCAAGGUCUUGUUGAUGUGUUGUCUGCCAAAGGUUUAGUCCAUGUGACUUUUCACGUGUGGUUUCAAAACGAUCGCUGCUGAGAUUCUUAAAGGUGUCUCAGUCAUUUUAUCGUGUCUCGUCAUUCCGUUCAUUUCCAAGACACAUUUAAUUUGUAUAUUUAAAACCAUUCAUUUAAGACAUAGAAUGAGAGCAUGUAGUGCAGGUGUUUAGUCUUUAGACUGAAAUAGUUUUGAGAACAGUGUGAAGCUGGAUGAUAUCAGGUCUUCAUCUGCGGGAAUUGAAAAGCUUUCUCAGAAAUGUUAGGCUCAAGGUGUUGUUUCUUUAGGUGGAUUUACCCUCAAUUUGUUUUUAACAUGCAGAUGUUUUUUGUGUUCAUUUUUGUUCAUCAUUUGACAAGGGUUAAUAAGAAUGUCGAAACAGGUGUUCAUAUUGCAGGAAUAUAAUUUUAAUAAUUCAUCCAAGAAAUCCUCAGAGGAAGGAGGUGUACAUCAAAGUAGCCUCUUAGGCUAUAAAUAAAAAAAUUGACACAAAUGUUAAGAAGACUUCAGGUUAAGAUUGGUUAAUGUUUGUCAGG
This is a messenger RNA of Paralichthys olivaceus (Japanese flounder), 2751 nucleotides long. RefSeq names its product toll interacting protein (gene tollip). The record is from RefSeq and is a predicted model, not a curated record. Gene Ontology annotation, molecular function: ubiquitin binding; ubiquitin conjugating enzyme binding. Gene Ontology annotation, cellular component: cytoplasm. NCBI's taxonomy places the organism in Eukaryota, Metazoa, Chordata, Actinopteri, Pleuronectiformes, Paralichthyidae. Gene Ontology annotation, biological process: ubiquitin-dependent protein catabolic process.